This is a messenger RNA of Eremothecium cymbalariae DBVPG#7215, 963 nucleotides long. RefSeq names its product ubiquitin-protein ligase peroxin 10 (gene PEX10). The transcript has 2 exons. Gene Ontology annotation, biological process: protein import into peroxisome matrix. The coding region runs from base 1 to 963 and encodes 320 amino acids. The record is from RefSeq and is a predicted model, not a curated record. Gene Ontology annotation, molecular function: zinc ion binding. NCBI's taxonomy places the organism in Eukaryota, Fungi, Ascomycota, Saccharomycetes, Saccharomycetales, Saccharomycetaceae. Gene Ontology annotation, cellular component: peroxisomal membrane.
AUGAGUGAAGAAUCUAAAGUAUUCCCCUUUGCAGAUGCUCCAAGUAUUGUACAAGCCCAUCAGAAGGAUAUCUACAUAGAAUCUAUCCUUGGAAACAAGUUGGAAGAUGCUAUAAAGGCUAUUAAAGGGCAAUUUUUUAGGAAUAGAUAUUCUCAAGAGAUUUUUCUCAGUGCUAAGUUGUUAUAUUUAUCAUUAACGACUUUAAAGAAUAAGAGAACAUUAGGGGAAGAAUAUGUUGAUUUAAUCUAUGUUGAUAAAAGAGGCACAGGGUUGGUUAAAAAGUGGCAGCGAAUGGCAUUUAUUUUAUCUUAUGCGAUUUUGCCUUAUGGUCUAUCGAAGUUGUUUAAGUAUACCAAGACGAGGUACCUUGAUAAUGAUGCUGAUGAUGCUAACUGCAAAAGACGCACUGUUUUAAACUACCUCAGCAACUUGAUGUUCAAAGACAUCAUGGACAACAUAUUAAAUAUACAUUUAUUGGCGUUUUAUCUCACAGGCGAGUUCUAUCAAUUAUCUAAACGAGUUUUUGGUCUACGAUAUGCUAUUGGACAUGAUAUUAAUAAGGAUGAAAAAGAAUUCAGAACAUCAAGCUCGAGAAGCUACAGAAUACUAGGUGGUAUUGUAUUUUUGCAAAUACUAGCUAAAGUUUUGCCAAGUGUGAACAGUAUGACGAAAUCAUAUUUGGAAUCAUCUGACCAUGAUGUUGCCUCUUCUGAUGAUGUUUUGACGGGUAUACCUUCUGAAUCCACUACACACAUUGAUUUGAGUAACCCUAAAUGUUUGCCAUUGAUUCCAGAGCAUUCACGCAGUUGUAUCUUAUGUCUUGUAGAUAUGGUUGAUCCUAGCUGUUUGCCCUGUGGACAUCUGUUCUGCUGGAAUUGCAUUAUGCAUUGGUGUACUGAACGUAGCGAAUGUCCACUGUGCAGACAGCACUGCUCUAAACAGUCUAUCCUGCCAAUAAGAUAG